UCACCUGCGGCGGAUAGUGCGCUCUCUCAAGCCGAAUCUCGUCCAAUUAAAAAACAGCACAGAAACCUAACUUCCGGACAACGUCACACCCCUAGACCAGUCUAGGUAAUCACUGCGAAACAUGCGCGGAAUUGUACCGACAGCACUUUUUGCGUUUGUGUUGUGAUUAUAUAUUUCGGACCACGGUUCUUAAAGAAGUUAAAAGGAAGUUGUGGUACAGAAGAUUUAGUGGCUCUCAGUGACCGAUUGCAGGAGAGUAAGACCCGCAGGACAGCCGCGGGUUCUUUCUUUUUUUUUGCGCGCGGUUUGGUUUCACAAAGGCGAUCCCGUGGGAACAUUUUAAUCGCCUUGUCAAGAUGCGAAAAGAAAAAGGAGCUCUACGUCUUCUCAUUUUGUUCAUGGCACUUGCUGUGCUGUGUGAGAGCAGGUUGGUGAAAGUGCCUGCUGGUCCACUGGUGCGUGUCGAGGGCCAGUCCGUGUCGAUCCGCUGUGAUGUCUCGGACUACGAGGGGCCACGUGAGCAGGAUUUUGAAUGGAACCUUAUACUGGAUAGUGAAACCAGUGUCCCUCUCAUCUCCACUUUCGAUCAGACUUACACAGACCCCUCGAUGAAGGACCGGGUCAAUAGCGGUGACGUCAGCGUUAAGAAACUGGCAGAUGAUGCAGUAGAGCUGACUAUUCAAAAGGUCAGGGCCUCGGACAGCACCAUCUACCGAUGCAGCACACCCAGCACUGAUUCUUCCGUCAAAGGGAACUACUUUGCAGAUGUGGAGCUUAAAGUUAUCGGCGACUCUCUAAAAGUGACACCAGCCAUUUCUCAGCAAACAGUGUCCGAAGGCGAGUCAGUGAACCUGCAAUGCAACAUCACUCGGGCCUACACAGCACACACUUCCCUGUCUGUCACUUGGUCUUUUAGAAAAGGGACAUCAUUGGAAGAGCUCUUGACAUUUGGACCAGGUGAUGUGUUGAAGGUGGGAAAAGCCUUUGCCCAGCGUUAUGCAGACGGAGAACUUAUUGUGGGGCUUUCUGGUGGUGGCAGUUACGGCUUGAUCCUGAAGGGAGUGAAACCACAGGAUCAAGGUGUGUAUGUAUGCACAGGCAGAGAGUGGACCAGGCAGCCUGGAGGAGGGAAGGGCUGGCAGAGUAUUCUAGAACGGAGUGAAGAAAUCGGGAAUGUUCUAGUCACACCCUUAGCCCAGUCUCUGGUGGUUUCUGUGGAGAAGAAUGUUACACUUAGAGUGGAGGACACUCUGAAUCUGACCUGCUCAGUAGCUGCUCAUGGCCUGCUUUCCCUGGGAAUGGAGGUGACAUGGCUGGUAAAGGGAUUGAGCAGCUCUGACAACCAGCAGGUGCUGCUCCAUGUUGGACGUGAUGGCCAAGUUCUGAGUGGCUCCGAGCUAGUGAGCAUGAGCAGGAUUCAGCCAGGCACCUUCAGGCUUCUACUCCCCAAAGUGCAGCCCUCAGACUCCGGCCUGUACUCAUGCCAGGUGAAGUGCUGGUUACCACAGGGAAGUGGAGGAUGGUAUCAGGCCGCUGAAAAAACCUCUGAUCCUAUCCAAGUUCUGGUAACACAGCUUGAACCAGAUUUUAAGGUGGGUCUCAGAGCCCCUAAGAUCCCCCAGUUCACAGAUGACCCCACUGAGCUGCUCUGUGAGGUGUCCAAUCUACUGAACAUGCCAGAUGGUAGUCUGGGUGUGACCUGGUCCUAUGCCAUCUUGCCAGAAGAUGCAUCUAGGAGCGUAACCACCAUCGCUUCCAUAGAUCAUCUUGGGGUCAUGGUACCAGGAGAGAUGUAUCGGCAGCAGCUGGGUGAUGGUAAUAUAGCAGUGACUCGCACUGAUCCGAGCACAUUUAAGAUGCAACUUCUGCGCACUCAGGACAAGGACAUGGGCUUGUACUCCUGCAGUGUGGCCGCCUGGACCCGUGGCCGCCAAGGAGAAUGGAACAAGGCCAAAGAGAUUAAGUCCAAACCUGUCGAAGUACGGUGGUCAUCUAAGACACCGGUGCUCAGUGUGGCAGCUGACCAAGUAAGAGAGGCUUCGACAGGCGGCUCUACGUUUGAGAUGAGCUGCAAAGUGACCGCUCAGAACAUACAAAACCCCAGCUAUUCAGUGCUCAUCCGCUUUGAAGAGACUGCAGGUGGAAAGUCGCGUAAAGUUGUGUCUCUGAGUGCAGACUCCAUACUGCAGCUGGAGGAAGGAGUGGUGCCCAGCCAUGCUGAUAGUGUGGCUCUAGAGAAGACGGGCCCACUAGAGUACCGCUUCCGUCUGAACAGCGCUCAAGUCUCUGACCGAGGCUUCUACUACUGUGACGUGACUGCUUGGACACGUGAUCAGAGCAACACAUGGAGAAGUGGAGUCAGUGCUGAAUCAAAUAAAAUACAGCUUGACUUUACUGACACAGGUCCUGUAUUCAAUGUGUCCAUUUACUCAGACAGCAGUCAGGUUAAGCCUGGGGACACAGUCAAAAUGAAGUGCUUUAUGUCUGUACAUGGGGCGACAUCCAACACAGGUGAGGUGGCAUAUGACAUUGAAUGGUUCCAGAGUCCAUCACAUGCUAUGGAGAAUGGUGCUGUGCCCCUGAUCAGCAUGGACCACUGGGGAGUAGUAAAGAAGAGCAGAGGAAAUGAGGGCACACACUGUAGUAUACAACGCACUGACAGGGACACAUAUGUGCUCAAUCUUUACAAUGUUCAGGACAGGGACAUGGGCAGUUACUACUGCACAGCCAAGCUCUGGCAUUUCUCUCCUGACACUCGACUUUGGAAAGAGGGGCAGACACUCACUUCAGCCUUAGUCUUUCUGUCCAUCAACUUGCCAUUGUGGGACUCUGUGAAGAACCCAGUGUUAUAUGGCCUUGGAGCAGCUCUGGUUGUCGGCCUGCUGUCUAUUGUCCUUGGUCUUAUCAUUUCUCGCUGCUGCUUCUCCAGAAACCUGAUGCACACGCCACGCAGCAAGCUCAUGGACCUGGAAAUGGACUGAGCCACGUGACCCAAACUCUUCCUCCUGCUAAUGUGACCUCAUUUUACUUUAACCCACUUCAAGAUAGCAUGGCUGCUAAUGUCCUUAGAAAUUGUAUUGAGCCACAAGUAUUCAUAUAUGUGUGAGUGCACUGUUUCAAGGGAGAAAAGGAGAAUCUUUACUACUUGCGUGUACUCAAGAUGAUGCUCCAGUGAGAGACACUUAUCUCAGGAUUAACUUGCCGAAAGUGGCCCCAUCCACAUUAAUGACUGUUCUCAGAACCUGUCCUGGGUUUCAAUGUUUUUGGAAGCACUUCAUCAGGAAUAACAUUUUGCACCCCCGCAGGCAUAGAACUGCAUUAUGGUGCAGCUAUUAACGCUAAAUAAUGAGCAGCAGAUUUUCGUUCCUGGAUGAAGGACUGUUGUGAAAGAGCUGCGGAAGCACAAGACACAUUGAACGAGCAGGGAAGCAGAUUCUAGAGUCUGCAUUCAUUCUCCCAGUCUCACUCCAGAGUCAGCCCCUGUCACUUGAUGACAUCAGCCAUGCAUGUCCUGCAUCUAACCAGCCUGUCUGUCAGUCAGAGCAGAGUCCUGCUGUUCAGAAGAGUGUUAUUCAGGAUUCCAGCUGACCGUCACUAAUGGCCGGGGGCACGGUUUCCUGAUCUGCUCCCACAGUGCACCCCUCUCUCGUGCACUCACUGCUGUCUAUUAGGGCAUGCUUGGCUGCAAGCUAGUGUCCAUUGUCCUAAUGACUAUCAGUUACUAGAGCUGGGCACUUUGCGGGAGAAAGUGUGCCCUGCUUACUCUGCUGGUGUAUAGCACACUGUCUGAUAAAUGACCUUCCACUUCAUGCUCGUAAAUGCUUCCUUUCUUCACAUAAUGCACACAGACACACACUGAUGCAGUCACAUACUAAUUUUAAAAUGCAUUAAUUUUUUUUCACAGAAAAUAGAACAGCUGCACUGUCAUUGCCCUCAAACUGCACUCAACUGCUCUCUUGUCCAUUACAAGCUGUCUCUUUUGAAAGCAGCAGCUGUGUUGGCCUGCAGUCGUCCAUUAUGUGACUCAGAAACCAUGUACAGUGUGGGCUUUUCUGUAUUGAGUUAAAGUAAGAUUCUGUAUUUGUUGCUAAACAGUACUUUAGGAUGAAGCUGACCCAGAACACAAAAAAUAAUCUGCACUAUAUUGCUGCAUGAUGGGACUUUUUAAAUCACUUUUAGGACUGUUUUAUUGUAUUUUAAGUAACAUUUGGGGGUGUUUUUAAAAAAAAUUAUGCUUGACUUAGUGCAGUUUUGUGCUUGCCUGUCUUUUGUUUAAAUGAUUUUUGAACAAUACUUAAUACAUAAAACAGGAAAUAAUUCCUCAAAAAAUUUAUAACAUAAUAAAGGUUUUUAAUAACCACAAUGUGGAUUAAUGUGGCGUUUUUUUGUUUUGUUUUGUUUUUUCUCCUUAACCCCUUGAUUUUGUUUCUGUAAAGUCUAAAUAAAUUACUGUUUUUAUAUUCAUAAGACAUUGUUUUGGUGGGAGUUGAAACAGGCUUCCAUAUUACUAUCUUUCACUUACAUAUCUAUGUUAAUUUAAAUUUCAUAAUUUAACAAUUAUAUUUUUUAAUGUAAUAAUGUUCCCCGGUGGUCCAGUGGUAGGAUCCUACAAUCUCCUGGAUAAAAAUGGGAGGGUCGUGUCAGGAAGGGCAUCCAGCGUAAAACCUGUACCAAAUCAAAAUGUGGAUUGGAUGAUCUGCUGUGGUGAUGCCAAACAGGGAGAAUCUGAAAGACAACAUUCUUUUAUGUAAUAAGAAUAACCAAAUUGUUAGAUACUCAAUAAAGUAUACUUCUUGUCAGCUCAGACCAGCCUGGUCAUUCUCUAC
Molecule: messenger RNA, 4826 nt
Organism: Hemibagrus wyckioides
Lineage: Eukaryota; Metazoa; Chordata; Actinopteri; Siluriformes; Bagridae
Product: prostaglandin F2 receptor negative regulator-like
Exons: 9
Coding region: 357-2981 (874 amino acids)
Source: RefSeq, a predicted model, not a curated record